CAACCGUUCACUCACUUUCCUCCAAGUCAAAGGGAAUAUGACUAGAGGGAAGUUAGUUGAGGCUUUCAAUUACUGGAUGAGGAUACCUGAGGAUAAACUAAUGGCCAUAUCUGAGGUUAUCUACUUGCUGCAUAAUGCUAGCCUUUUAAUAGAUGACAUAGAGGACAACAGUGUUUUACGACGAGGUAUCCCUGUGGCACAUCGUGUAUAUGGAAUUGCAGCAACCAUAAAUUCUGCUAAUUAUGUUUAUGUCCUGAGUCUCGAGAAAGUUCUAGCUCUGAAUCAUCCAAAGGCUACUACAAUACUUUGUGAGCAGCUUCUGGAGCUCCACCGAGGGCAGGGAAUGGAGAUGUACUGGAGGGAUUCACUUACUUGUCCGUCGGAGGAAGAAUACUCACAGAUGGCCAUGAGGAAAACAGGUGGAUUAUUUGGCUUGGCUAUUCGCUUAAUGCAACUUUUCAGUCAAACUCAAGAGGACUUUUCAAGAAUCACAGGAAUUUUGGGGCUGUACUUCCAGAUCCGUAAUGACUAUUCAAUCCUUUACUUGAAGGAGUACUGUGACAGUAAGAGCUACUGUGAGGAUUUCACAGAAGGCAAAUUCAGUUUUCCGGUCAUCCAUGCCAUUAAAAGUCAACCUGACGACCAGCAAGUUAUUAACAUCCUUCGCCAGAGACCUGAAGACCUGGAGGUUAAACGCUACUGCGUGUCCCUUCUGAAGAAGUUUGGUUCCCUUGAGUACACCAAAGAAACCAUGGAGAAACUGGAAGUCGAAGCGAGAGAGGAGAUUGCCAAACUAGGAGGGAACCCGCUCCUGGAGAGUAUGCUGGCCGAACUCGGGAACAGAUAG
Penaeus monodon (black tiger shrimp) is the source of this 847-nucleotide messenger RNA. Its product is annotated as geranylgeranyl pyrophosphate synthase-like. Bases 38 to 847 code for a protein of 269 amino acids. Lineage: Eukaryota; Metazoa; Arthropoda; Malacostraca; Decapoda; Penaeidae. The transcript has 6 exons. Gene Ontology annotation, molecular function: prenyltransferase activity. Gene Ontology annotation, biological process: isoprenoid biosynthetic process. The record is from RefSeq and is a predicted model, not a curated record.